GUUUUCCUCCUCUUCAUGGUUCUAUCAUUCUGCUUUUGUUUCAAUCUGUUAAACCCUAAAGGGUUUAAACCUAUGUUCCCCUCUUUUCCUUGGAACAGCUUUCAAAGUUCAAGUCUUUUAUAGUUCCUUCCAUUUAAUCUCUUAGCUUAUUGGUUCGAACAUCAUGGGUUCUAAGAAAAAGGUGAAGAAAUCACAAAAUGUUGUAUCAGAUGAAGUGGACGCUAUAAAGGAAGCUAAAGAACAUAAGAAACAGUUGGAAAAGCUUAAGGAAACGCAACCUGAAUUUUAUGAGUAUCUGAAAGAGGUGGACAAAGAACUCCUAGAGUUUGAUGCUGAUGAUGAUGAUGUUAAACUCGGCGAUGAUGAUGCUGAAACUGAUCUUGAUGAUACCGGGAUUGAUGAUGAGGAAGAUUUCGAUGAUAGUGAUGUUGAGAAGGAGGUUGUUGGGUCAAAAAAGGGAGAACAAUCGGUUCGAGCUGUUAUCACAAUGGAAAUGGUUGAAUCCUGGUGUAAGGGUAUUCAGGAAAAUGAGAAAAUUGCUCCUGUACGGUCUUUGCUUAAAGCCUUUAGGGUAGCUUGUCAUCUUGCAGAAGAAAGUGAUGAAAAAUCCACAGAAAGGUUAACCACAAUGUCUAAGGCUGUUAUGAACAAAGUUAUGGUAGAAACUUUGACUAAUAUGGACGGGAUUCUUCGUAACUUGAUGAAUCUUCCUGCUUAUGGAGGAAAGAAAGAGAAGUUGAUUGAAGUAAAGAGCACAAAAAAUUGGAAGAAGUAUCAACAUUUGGUGAAGUCAUAUCUUGGAAAUACACUGCAUGCUUUGAACCAAAUGACGGAUGCAAAGGAUAUCUCAUUUACUUUGAAGCAUUUAACUAGAUCAUCAGUGUUCUUUGCUGCUUUCCCAGCCUUUCUGAGGAAGUAUGUUAAGGUUGCUCUGCAUUUUUGGGUCACAGGAAGCCGAGAGCUUUCUUUUGCAUCCUUUUGGUUCCUUAGAACUCUAUGUGUCCAGCUUGGGUCUGAUUGUUUGGAUGAGUGCUUCAAAGGGUUAUACAAAGCUUAUGUCAUGAACUGCCAGUUUGUAAAUGCUACAAAGUUGCAGCACAUCCAAUUUUUGAGGCAAUUGUUUGUUGAAUUUAUGUUGGUGGACCUUCCUACAGCAUACCAGCAUGCUUUUAUCUUCAUUCGACAAUUAGCGAUGAUUUUACGAGAGGCAUUGAACAUGAAGACAAAGGAAUCUUUCAGGAAGGUUUAUGAGUGGAAGUAUAUCAAUUGUCUUGAGCUCUGGACUGUAGCAAUCCGCAAAUAUGGCCUGGAACCUGACUUCAAACCCCUUGCUUAUCCAUUGACUCAAAUAAUUUCUGGAGUGGCCCGUUUAGUUCCAACUGCCCGGUACUUCCCUCUUCGCAUGCGUUGUGUUAGAAUGCUCAACUGUAUUGCUGCUGCAACUGACACUUUCAUACCAGUUUCCAUGCUACUCUUGGAUAUGUUAGAGAUGAAAGAAUUGAACUGUCCACCUACUGGAGGUGUUGGCAAACCUGCUGACUUGCGGACAGUACUUAAGGUCAGCAAACAAGCGCUCAAGACUCGGUCAUUUCAGGAGGCAUGUGUGUCUUCUGUGAUUGACGAAUUGGGUGAACAUUUGGCUCAAUGGAGCUAUUCUGUAGCUUUCUUUGAAUUAUCUUUUAUACCAGCGGUUAGAUUGCGUAAUUUUUGCAAAGGCACCAAAGUUGAGAGGUUCCGCAAAGACAUGAAAGAGCUUAUUCGACAGAUUGAGGCAAACUCAGAAUUUACAAACAAAAAACGAGCAACAAUCUCUUUCUUGCCAAGUGAUCCAGCUACAUCAUCUUUCCUCGAGGAGGAGAAGCAGUCUGGUGCUAGCCCCUUGUCGAAAUAUGUUGCUACAUUACGCCAAAAAGCUCAACAGAGGAACGUCUCUCUAACAGAAUCCAGUGUCCUUUAUGGUGCCGAGCCAUCCUUAUCUGAUAAAAUGCUAGCAGAAAGUGAUGAAGAAGAUGAAGGAGAUGAAGGUGGAGCAGUCUUUAAUUCCUUCUAUUUACAACAGAAAGAAACAAGGGAGAAGCCUCCUGAGGUAGAGAAAAAGCAGAAAAACAAGAAGAAACCGAAGAGCUUGCAACAAGAAGCAAUUGAGGAGGACAUUGUGGAGGAUUUGGUGCUAAGUUCAGAUGAAGAAGACGAACCCAUGGAUGACUCUCCUCUUCCUGAAGAAACUUUUGAAAUAGAAACGGAGACCCCGAAAAAGAAAAAGAAGCAAAAAACUGCCGCUGAUGGUCCAGUGAAGAAAGUACAAGUAAGCAAGAAGGGGGGAAAGAAGAGAAAGCGAGGUCAUUAGUCAUAUACUGAGGCAGAGCAUAUAACAUCACUCAGAAGUUGGCAUUUUUGUCAAGAGAAGAGUGGAAAGCUGACAGUGUGGAUUACUGAGAAAAACAUUGUUGAGGACCUGUUCUGAUUUUGUGUGAAGUCAUAAGCCGAAUUAAGAAAUUCUGGACAACUGAUCGAGGAUGCUGCAGUCCAAAUUUGGUCUUGGGGAUGGAAAAACAAGAACAAGUGCUACCACUUUUAACAAGAAAACUGAACACUGGGCGUAACAAUUGCCUGCAGUACACUGGAUUUCUACACCUUUUUAGCCAAGUACCAGCAUCGAAUUUUGCCUUCAUCUUUUACCUGUGUACAUGAAUUUUGAAUUAGUAAAGAGGGAAACUUGAACAGAUGUGAUAUUUUUUAAUGAAGUGUAAUUUGUUUGAAUUAGUAAAAUGAUCAAUUGAUUGUUAUAUAUACUUCUGAGUUCCGACUUCUA
Chenopodium quinoa (quinoa) is the source of this 2812-nucleotide messenger RNA. RefSeq names its product nucleolar complex protein 2 homolog. The transcript is spliced from 13 exons. Gene Ontology annotation, biological process: ribosomal large subunit biogenesis. The coding region runs from base 164 to 2347 and encodes 727 amino acids. NCBI's taxonomy places the organism in Eukaryota, Viridiplantae, Streptophyta, Magnoliopsida, Caryophyllales, Amaranthaceae. Gene Ontology annotation, cellular component: Noc1p-Noc2p complex; nucleoplasm; nucleolus. The record is from RefSeq and is a predicted model, not a curated record.